AUGGCUACUAGACUCCAACACCACGAUGAGGUGCGAGCUCCGCGUUGGAGGGAUGCGCAGAGGACGGUGCGCAAAGAAGUAAGGAAGAAGCUUGGGAUGCGAAAGAGUGUAGAAGAAGAGAGAGCAGGAGCAGAGAGGAGGAGGAGGAGAGGAGGAGGAGAGGAGAAGGAGGAGGAGGAGAGCAGUAGGAGGAGGAGGAGAGCAGGAGGAGGAGAAGGAGGAGGAGGAGAAGGAGAGCAGGAGGAGGAGAAGGAGGAGGAGGAGAAGGAGAGCAGGAGGAGGAGGAGAGCAGUAGGAGGAGGAGGAGAGCAGGAGGAGGAGAGGAGGAGAAGAGCAGGAGGAGAGGGAGUAGGAGGAGAGAGAGUAAGAAGAGAGAGUAGGAAGAGAGAUUAGAGAGAGGAGAGAUAGUAGGGAGAAGGAGAGUUGUAAAGAAGAAGAAACGAACAGGGAGGCAGACAGAAAAGAGGACUGGUUUUGUUCAGCAGUGACAACUCAUCCUCAGCAAAGUUUGCAGGAGAAUCUACAGCUCUG
Molecule: messenger RNA, 531 nt
Organism: Aspergillus aculeatinus CBS 121060
Lineage: Eukaryota; Fungi; Ascomycota; Eurotiomycetes; Eurotiales; Aspergillaceae
Exons: 2
Coding region: 1-393 (130 amino acids)
Source: RefSeq, a predicted model, not a curated record